Tupaia belangeri chinensis (Chinese tree shrew) is the source of this 1841-nucleotide messenger RNA. It is a transcript of the gene INPP1, whose product is annotated as inositol polyphosphate-1-phosphatase. The record is from RefSeq and is a predicted model, not a curated record. Gene Ontology annotation, biological process: phosphatidylinositol phosphate biosynthetic process. Gene Ontology annotation, molecular function: inositol-1,4-bisphosphate 1-phosphatase activity. NCBI's taxonomy places the organism in Eukaryota, Metazoa, Chordata, Mammalia, Scandentia, Tupaiidae.
GGGGUGGCGGCCUGGCAGAUGCUGAGCCGGGCGAAUUCAGGGCCGAGAGAGGGAGCGCGUCGCCCAGGCUUCCCCUUCUCCUGCCGCGACCUUUGCAGUCACCGGUUGAGCCUGCGCCCAGACGUCUGGCGCCCCUCUCUAACCCUCCCGCGCCGCAGCCACCUCCUCCUCCAGAGAGUUUUCCUCCUCCUCUCUCGGUCCUCCUCCUCCUCUUCCGUUUCUCGAAGGAAAGGCUGCAGCCUCCUGGGCUCCCAUCCCCGGCUUAGGUAAUACGUUUUUCUCUUCGCGCCCCCACCCCCACUCGCCGUCCCCGCGACACUACCUCCCUGCUGCUCGGAUCUGGAUCCCCUGGCUGCGACGGCGGCGCGCGCCCUCUCGCCUCUCCGAGAGUAGCUGACGGCCCAGAGGGUGGGUGCUGUUUCACCAGCAGCUGCAGCGGAAAAGCAGGGCUCAGAAAUGUCAGAGAUCCUCCGGGAGCUGCUCUGUGUCUCUGAGAAAGCUGCCAACAUUGCCAGGGCGUGCAGGCAGCAGGAAGCCCUCUUCCAGCUGCUGAUCGAAGAAAAGAAAGAAGGAGAAAAGAACAAGAAGUUUGCAGUGGAUUUCAAGACCCUGGCUGAUGUACUGGUACAGGAAGUCAUAAAACAGAAUAUGGAGAGCAAGUUUCCAGGCUUGGAAAAAAAUAUUUUUGGAGAAGAAUCUAAUGAGUUUACUAAUGAUUUAGGGGAAAAGAUUAUCUUGAAACUGUGUUCAACAGAGGAGGAAACAGUGGAGCUUCUUAACAAAGUCCUUAAUGGUAACAAGUUGGCAUCUGAAGCAUUAGCCAAAGUUGUUCAUCAGGACGUUGCCUUUUCUGACCCAAGUCUGGAUUUGCUAGAGAUCAGCAUUCCACAGGACAUCCUAGGAAUUUGGGUGGAUCCCAUAGAUUCAACUUACCAGUAUAUAAAAGGUGCCGCUGACAUUAAAUCCAACCAAGGAAUUUUCCCCUCUGGACUUCAGUGUGUCACAAUUUUGAUUGGUGUCUAUGACAUACAGGAAUGCCUCUGAUGGGAGUUAUCAAUCAACCUUUUGUGUCACAAGACCUAAAUACCCUCAGGUGGAGAGGACAGUGCUACUGGGGCCUUUCUUACAUGGGGACCAAUAUCCAUUCCCUUCAGCAUACCAUCCCUCCAAAAACCAGCAAUGAAACACAGACUGAAAAUGCCAGCUCUGGGGUGCAACUCUCCCACCAUUUUUCAGCGGUCAUUAGUACUAGUGAAAAGGAGCCCAUCAGAGCCGCACUGUCACGCGUGUGUGGAGAGAGCAUAUUCCGGGCAGCCGGGGCUGGUUACAAGAGCCUCUGUGUGGUCCAAGGCCUGGUCGACAUCUACAUCUUUUCAGAAGACACCACCUUCAAGUGGGACUCUUGUGCUGCUCAUGCCAUAUUGAGGGCCAUGGGUGGGGGAAUGGUGGACUUGAAAGAAUGCUUAGAAAGAAAUCCAGACACGGGGCUGGAUCUGCCACAGUUGGUGUACCACGUGGAAAAUGCAGGUGCCACUGGGGUCGAUCGGUGGGCCAACAAAGGAGGACUGAUUGCAUACAGGUCCAGGAAGCGACUGGAGACAUUCCUGAGCCUCUUUAUCCAAAACCUUGUACCAGCACAAACACAGACAUAGGUGGAUUCUGACCCAGCAUACCUACAAACAGACCUAUGAAACUGUUUCCCAUUAUCUCUAUCUUUUGAAGAUAGCUUUGUCCUGUUGGUGGCUAACAUCUUCUUUUGAGGAACAUUUUUCCAUUAUGAAUUCAUUAUUAUAAUUUCAAUAAAUUAAUGACAUUCAUGAAGCAGAUAAAUUGGUGUAUGA